Messenger RNA from Ananas comosus (pineapple), 566 nucleotides. RefSeq lists its product as uncharacterized. Gene Ontology annotation, molecular function: zinc ion binding; nucleic acid binding. The record is from RefSeq and is a predicted model, not a curated record. Lineage: Eukaryota; Viridiplantae; Streptophyta; Magnoliopsida; Poales; Bromeliaceae. The transcript is spliced from 2 exons. The annotation marks the transcript as partial.
AUGGCGGAGUCAAGGGACGAGGGGAAGAAGCGGGCAGUGGGCGGUGCCGGGGGCCAGUCAAAUGCAAAGAAACUCCCUCGGUAUCCCCGGCAGCAGUCGAAGAGUGGCAGGCCGUUCCGUUGUGUCAUUUGCGGCGGCGAUCAUCGGCCGCCAGUAUGCCCGCAGCGCGAGGAAAAGUGCUUCAAGUGCGGCCAGCCCGGGCACAUGUCACGGGAGUGCCCGAGCUGGGGUUCUUCUGCACCUACCUCGGCAUCAGUUCCUUAUACCGCGAGACAGCAGGCGGGGCUACCACCGGCUUUGUCGGCUGGACGUUCAUCUUCUUCGCGCAGCGGCGGCCUCUGUGCCGAGAGAUCCGCCUGCACCAGCUGCUCCUGUAGCACAACCUCCUGCGGUGGCUCAGCACCAGUGACGGCUAUCCCUCCGACAGCAUCGGGUUCAUCGGCUCCAAUUUUCGAUGUGCUUGAGGCCGAGCAGGAGCCCACGUUAGCGGCGAUGACGGCAUUUAAGCGGUUUAACCCUCCAACCUUCAACGGUGACGUGAAGGAUCCGUGGAUGACGGAGAAUUG